UGGUGUGUACUGCUUUUCGCGAUUGCUUCGUUCAUUCGUCAUUCGUGCAAAAGAAAUUUCAGCCAGCGGGAGUGUCUUACAUGUAUAGAAAAGGAAAAAAUAAAAUACAUAAGUCGUAAUUUGGGAUACUUCUCUAUUGGAGCAUAAAAUUAUAUGUUUGGAGCUUGAUUCAAUAUUUGGUUGACAAACAAUACAACAGGUUUCUGGAAAAUAUAGCCAAGAUCACAAUGGCCACGUCAUUCUCCAAUUUUUCCUAUCAACGAUUCAUGCGUAACAUGGGGCAAAAAUUAGAACCAAGUGUACGGUAUCAUCUGUCGAAAGUAUAUGCUUGCCUGACAGCAACAUGCGCAGCAGCUACCUUUGGAUCUAUGGUACACCUAAGUGGAAUUUGGGAAGCAGGCAUGAUCAGCGCACUCAUAACAUUUGGAUUGGUGCUAGGACUUAUUUUCACACCCGACAAUGGUAAAAACUUCGGUAUGCGUCUUGCAAUGCUACUUGGAUUUGGUGCUUUUUCCGGGCACUCGUUGGGAAUCUUGCUUGAACAGGUUAUUCGCAUAAACCCGGCCAUUGUUGUGACAGCUCUUGUCGGAACCACUACCAUAUUCACAUGUCUGAGUGCCGCCGCACUGUUGGCGAAACGCGGUAGUUAUCUGUUCCUUGGCGGAAUCCUUAUGAGCACUUUAAGCGCAAUGGCUCUGAUCAGUCUGGGAAAUUUAAUGUUCCGAUCAUACUUCGUACAGGAGAUUAAUUUGUACGUUGGAUUUGCUGUAAUGUCCGGAUUUGUGCUUUUCGAUACUCAAAUGAUCAUGGAAAAGCAUCGCAUGGGAAGCAACGAUUGUAUUGCUCACUCGCUGGAUUUGUUCUACGAUGUCAUCAGCAUUUUCCGCCGCCUGUUGAUAAUACUUACACAGAAAGAACAGAACAACGAACGUAAGAAGAAGAACAACAGCAACUAAAAUUUGGAAUUCAGGCGUUGGUAAAUUUUUAUACUAGGUAGCACUACUACCACAACUGUACUCGUUGUGUCACACGUUUUGUACUGACAACUUGGCAUACAAUUCACAUUAAAAACCCUGUUUAUGUGAUAAAUAAAUCACGAACUACGAAGUGUAAUAAGUGGGAAAGGGUCGUCGUUGAAAGAACAUUAUGUAAAUUUUUUAAUAAUUGGGUGUACUGUCGAGUCACAAUUUAUUCAAUUCACAAUUCGCUGAUAAAUUUGUGAAUUCGCCAAUCAUAUUUCACACUAGAUAUUGUUACUGGGAAUGUUGUGCAGCAUAGAUAACCAUCACCAGAACUAUAAACACAGCUGGUUAAUGCGUAGAACGAACAUCUAAUAUUUAUUGUUCCAGAAAUAAAAUAAAUAUUUUCGGGAAUCCCAUA
Molecule: messenger RNA, 1380 nt
Organism: Topomyia yanbarensis
Lineage: Eukaryota; Metazoa; Arthropoda; Insecta; Diptera; Culicidae
Gene: BI-1
Product: bax inhibitor 1
Exons: 3
Coding region: 228-956 (242 amino acids)
Biological process (GO): negative regulation of RNA splicing; negative regulation of endoribonuclease activity; cellular response to unfolded protein
Cellular component (GO): mitochondrial membrane
Molecular function (GO): enzyme binding
Source: RefSeq, a predicted model, not a curated record